Cryptomeria japonica (Japanese cedar) is the source of this 1743-nucleotide messenger RNA. Its product is annotated as ammonium transporter 3 member 1. Gene Ontology annotation, cellular component: plasma membrane. The record is from RefSeq and is a predicted model, not a curated record. Gene Ontology annotation, biological process: ammonium transmembrane transport. Lineage: Eukaryota; Viridiplantae; Streptophyta; Pinopsida; Cupressales; Cupressaceae. The transcript is spliced from 4 exons. Gene Ontology annotation, molecular function: ammonium channel activity. The coding region runs from base 114 to 1472 and encodes 452 amino acids.
CAAAAAUUUGCAGAUGAAGUAUAGGUGAUCCAGUGGGGAAAUUGCUUUCCGCGUGGCUCAUUGACAUUCAAUUUUGGCUGGAUUUGAAUUGAACAUUUCAAUUUGUAGCAGCCAUGGUGACCACAGAGCCAGUUGCCCCCUACAAUAGCCCAGGAGUACCAGACUUGCCUUUCUUUAACACAGGAGAAUCACAAAAUGCAAGCCCAAUGGUAUCUGCAACUGUUUUUGGAUUGGUAGCUGUAAUUUUUUUUGGAUUGCUACGCAUGACAGGCCUUGUUAUCUUCUAUGAAAGCAUUGUGAAGAAGAAAUGGGCUGUGAAUUCUGCAUUUAUGGCUCUCUAUGCAUAUGCAGCUGUUUUGAUCUGUUGGGUGACUUGGGCGUACAAAAUGUCAUUUGGUGAUGAACUCCUUCCAUUCUGGGGAAAGGCAGGACCUGCAUUUGCCCAGAAGAUUCUCAUAAAAAAUGCCAUUGUCCCUGAAACAGAGCAUGGCUACAAGGAUGGAUCACUGGAGACGGCUACCUUUGUGUUUCUCCAGUUCGUCUUUGCAGGAGUAACAGUGGUCAUAUUGACCGGGGCUUUGCUUGGAAGAAUGAAUUUCAAAGCAUGGAUGGCUUUUGUGCCACUCUGGCUCACAUUUUCAUAUACUGUUGGAGCUUUUAGUUUAUGGGGAGGAGGAUUCCUUUUCCAGUGGGGGGUCAUUGAUUUUGCAGGUGGUUAUUUCACCCAUCUCUCUUCAGGAACUGCAGGUUUUACAGCAGCCUGUUGGGUAGGACCUAGGCUACAAGAGGACCGUGAAAAAAUUCCUCCAAACAACGUUCCGCUUAUGCUGACUGGAGCUGGUUUCUUGUGGUUGGGUUGGUGUGGUUUAAUUGGAGGUGCCCCUUAUGCUGUUAUUUCUUUUUCUUUCAUGGCUGUUUUGAAUACCAACAUAUGUGCAGCUACCAGUCUUCUUGUAUGGACUUGUUUGGAUGUUAUAUUCUCUAAGAAGGCCACAGUCACUGGGGCCUUGCAGGGAAUGAUAGCUGGACUUGUCUGUAUUACCCCAGCCGCUGGUAUUGUCCAAGGAUGGGCUGCUAUUGUGAUGGGAGUACUCUCCGGUAGCAUUCCAUGGUUCACCAUGAUGAUUGUUCACGAGAAGUCAGCCAUGCUAAAGAAAGUUGAUGAUACAUUGGCUGUAGUCCAUACUCAUGCAGUUGCAGGAUUAUUGGGUGGAGCUCUUACAGGGCUUUUUGCAGAUCCUACUCUCUGCAGCCUCUUCCUAGGAGCAAUGAAUUCCAAGGGAGCAUUUUAUGGGGAUGGUAUGCAAUUUGUUAAGCAAAUUGUGGCAGCUGCUUUUGUCAUUGCCUGGAACAUUGUUGUCACAAGCAUAGUCAUGGUGGUCAUUGAUCAUUUCAUCCCAUUGAAGAUGCCAGAGUUACAACUUCAGAUAGGGGAUGCUGAAGUUCAUGGGGAGGAAUUAUAUGCUCUGUGAGGUGAUGGAGAGAAGCAUGACGAUACACAGCAUGGCUUGUCUGAUGACACACAACAUGAUAAACUGGAUGGAACUACAGCCCUAGGGCUAACCAUAGAGUUCUGAUCUCCAAUAGGCCUCUUUCUCCUGCAAUUAUUUUACAAGACUAGAAGAUGGGUAGGGAAUGAAGUAUACAAGUGUUUUCAAUCUUACUUCAUAGAAUGCAGUUUCCUUUGUUGUGGGUUGAUCUUGCAAGUUUGGGUUACUUUUAUGGGCAUUGAUUUGAUCUGUG